GUUCGUUAUUGGACUGCGGAUCAUUACGAAGAUUCUCAUUUCAUACGUCAUUUUACGAAAAUUCGAGUUAAAGGAAAGUUUCCUUCGCCAGCUAAAAAGAUCGGUCGUAAGAAGAAAAGAAAAUUGUUAUUGGACCGUUGUUAUACGUUAUAUCGCGGACAGUAAAAGUCCGCGGUGUUAUUCGAAUACUAAUUCGUGUUGUCACGCAUCAAUUGAAUGUUGUUACAGUGAUGCUGAUUCAAAUAAAAGCGUUAGCGAGCCAGUCGAAGUCGAAGUUCCACGAGAUCAUAAACCAAGUGAUCGCUUACACGAUACAGAAACAGUUGCCCACGCACAUGAAGAAUCGCCUUCUGAAUUACUAUAGGCAUCGAUUUCGUUACAGCUAUUUCCGCGAGAAGUCGAUAUUGGUAAAUCUCUCAGAGCAACUACGAAUGGAAAUCGCGUUCCAAUCGAAUCACCGUUUGGUCGAGAACGUCGCAAUUUUCAGGGCGAUGCCGAAACACGUGUUGCGAUCGAUAGUACGAAAUUUGAAGUUCGAGUUGUAUUUGCCGAACGAUGUGAUAGUGAAAGCUGGAGCCCACGGGGACUGCAUGUUUUUCAUAUCCGCUGGAACUGUCGCUGUUUUAACGCCGACUGGAAAAGAGAUCUGUCACUUGGACGACGGAGCCCAUUUCGGCGAGGUGGCAUUGCUCGUGCCAGAUCAACGAAGAGUCGCGAGCGUGAUCGCGAUCGAGGUGUGCGAGGUGUAUCGUUUGGAUCGUAAAGAUUUCCGGAAGUGCAUCGCCGUGCACACGGAAUUGUUUGCAAAACUCGAAGAAAUCGCUUCGGAGAGGAUCCAGAGGGCUGUAGACAUCGAGGAACAGCAUAAACGAUACUUGUUGCGUAAUUCUUCGCAUGAUCAACCACGUCGGCUAUCUAUCGAGUGAACGUCAUCGAACAGUUGUAACAUUUCAAAUGAUAGUAAUUUAUUGACUGUUCAGUUUUGGUUUUACUAUGCGACACGUUAUGAAAACAUAGUAAUAUUUUGCGUUAACUUAGGAAAUAUUGUAAUUAAAAAAGAACUACGCAGCAUUUGAAACAAGCUUGAUGUGCAAUUGAAAAAAAAUAAUGUUAAGGAGAUUGAGAUGUUAAUAAAUGAGUUAUUUCUAAGA
Messenger RNA from Megalopta genalis, 1151 nucleotides. The record is from RefSeq and is a predicted model, not a curated record. Lineage: Eukaryota; Metazoa; Arthropoda; Insecta; Hymenoptera; Halictidae.